Raphanus sativus (radish) is the source of this 866-nucleotide messenger RNA. RefSeq lists its product as uncharacterized. The transcript has 2 exons. The record is from RefSeq and is a predicted model, not a curated record. Bases 116 to 616 code for a protein of 166 amino acids. NCBI's taxonomy places the organism in Eukaryota, Viridiplantae, Streptophyta, Magnoliopsida, Brassicales, Brassicaceae.
ACAAACAACAGACUUCUCUUCACACGCCAUUUGCAUUCUUCUCUCUCUCUCUCUCUCUCUCUCUCUCUCUCUCUCUCUCUCUCUAACCAACGAAUCUCUCUCUCUCUCUAAAACAAUGGCUCAGGAAGACGUCGCUGCUGCUGCUGCUGCUACUAACGGUGCUACUACCGUGGUGGAGAAGGUGAAGUCAGUUACCUUCACGGCGUACAAGCCUCAGCUGAUCGUGGAAGCACAGAAGGUCGGCGACGCUGUUGCUUUCUACAAGGCGGUGUUUGACGCUGUGGAGACUGGACGCUCUCUCUACCCUAAGCGUAAGGCUGACCAAGAGCUCCCUCACCUCGUCUCUUCCGAGCUCAAGCUCGCCGGAACAACCGUCGUCGUUUCUGACGUCUCCGUUAACUCUGGUUCUGAUGUGAAGACGGGGACUAUGCCUGCGAUCCUCGAGACUGAUGACGUGGAAGCUGCGGUUGCGAAGGCCGUUGCCGCUGGAGCUGUCAAGGUGGAGGAGGAGGAGGUUGGAGUCAAGGGGAAGGUGACGGAUCCGUUCGGUUUCACGUGGAUCUUUGUUUCUCCGGCGAAGGAGAGUGAUGAGAAGGAAGAUAACAAAGAGGUCUAACUGUCAACCGUCGGAUCUGAUCUCAUUCGUCGGUUUCUGAAAAAAACUUUUUUAAUAUUAUCCUAUGCUUUUUAUUUAGUUUGUCUUUUGUUGGAAUCUCCGGUAUGAGUAAACCGGAUUGAUUAGGCUAAUGACUUUUGUUUGAAUUUCACCCCUUUUGACAUAAACUUGGUGAAAGAAAUAACGAAAAAUCUCGGAUGUUUUAGUGUUUUGUUUAUUAUGCUUAGUCUUUUUAAACUAUUUUCUGUCA